AUGUCUGCGCAAGAAGCAACAGAUGCCCUGAACCAGAGUGGUAGCCUCGGAGGUGUAUCCAAGGGCCACCAGAACUCGCAGCUGACCAGGAAAACAGGCUCGGUAUCCAAGUCGCAGAAGAAGAAGAACAAGAAGAAGAAUGCUGCGAACAAAGCACAAGAGUCGGAUAAGGUGAACGGCACCCAAACAGCGUCGCAAGCCGAGGAGCAUGACGAGGCAGAAGAUGGAGAGGAACAGCCGUCAGCCGCGCAACAUAACGACCCCGAUGCCGACGACGUAGACGACGAAGAGCGACCGCUCUCUCCGGCCACCAUUCAAGCCAAUGGCACACAACACCACAGCAUAUCGUCCGCAGUGGCACUCGGGCUCUCCAGAUCACGGUCGCAGCAGGGCCUGUCGCCUUCACCACCACCCCCUGCAGAUACUAGCGCGCGGCUUGACGCGGUCGCGAAGGAACGCGAUGCGCUGCGGCAGGAAGUCACAGAGCUGAGGAAGAGCUUGGAGAGCAUACAGAGCAAACACAACAGUCAGCCCUCAGAGCAGUCCGACACCGACCAUGAGGCCGAGAUCCAAAGUCUGCGCGAAGAGUUGGAAGAAGCGAAUGAAGGGAAGGAACAUUUCGAGACACAGUACAAGAACCUGUUAGGCCGGGUCAGCUCGAUCAAAACCAGUUUGGGAGAUCGCAUGAAGGCUGAUGCUGCUCGGAUUGAGGAGUUCCAGAGUCAAGUCGCAGACCUCGAAGAGCAGGUCCGCGAACUGCAAGACAACAACAACACUCUCAAGGACGAAUUGGCAAAGCUUCGAAAGGAGAAUGAGACACAGGCCGGGGAGAUUUCAGAGCUGCGAACUCGAUCAACUCUUUCGCAGAGCAACUGGGUCAAGGAGCGCGACGAAUUGAUAUCUCGUGAAGCAUAUGCGCGGGAAGAAUUUGAAAAUGCGAAACAGGCCAUGCAGGACUGGGAAGUGCUCGCCAUGAACGAGCGCUCGUUACGUGAGACUCUUACAGAAAAAGACGCCGAGCUGAGAGAGCAGCUCGAGACUUUGCGAGAAGAAUACGAGAAGGCCGCUCGAGACAGAGACACGAAUGGCCAAAAUGUCGAAGGCCUGCAGAAGGCUUUGCAAGAAGUCCAGACGUUGCGGCGACAAGAGCUCAAAAACUCCGUCGAGACGUACGAAUCCCAACUCAACGAUCUCCGCAAACAAGUCCAAGCGGCCGAAAGCGCCUCCGCCGCGGCGAAAGCAACCGUCGAAUCCACCCAGAAGGAGCUCGAACGCGCCCUGCCCUUUGAAAAAGAAGUCAAAGAAAAGAACCUCCUGAUCGGGAAGCUCCGCCACGAAGCUGUCACCCUAAACGAGCACCUCACCAAAGCCCUGCGCAUCCUGAAAAAGGGCCGCCCAGAAGACAACGUCGACAAGCAGAUUAUCACGAAUUACUUCCUGCACUUUUUGGGCCUGGACAGGAGUGAUCCGAAGAAGUUUGAGGCGCUGCAGCUUAUUUCGGCGUUGUUGGGGUGGACGGAUGGAUUUAUUAACUUCGAAAUAGAGCAACGCGAACAAGCCGGCCUCGCCCGCCCCGGCGGCGCAUCAACGUCCUCCGGCCUGCGCAUUCCCAUGUCGUCGUUCCGACGCACGCCUUCCACCCCCUCGCUCAAUAGCAUCAGCGACCCGAUGCUGAUGGCGAGCAGUUCGAGCAACAAAGAAUCGCUGGCGGAGUUGUGGCAGGACUUUUUGGAGCGCGAGGCGGCGGAGGGGAAAGAUGGGGUGCGCAGGGAGAGUGGAAGCGCGACGAGUCCGCCGCCGAAGGGGGAGCGGGCUGGGGAGAAAUAG
This is a messenger RNA of Parastagonospora nodorum SN15, 1827 nucleotides long. RefSeq lists its product as hypothetical. Gene Ontology annotation, cellular component: Golgi apparatus. Gene Ontology annotation, molecular function: small GTPase binding. Gene Ontology annotation, biological process: Golgi organization; endoplasmic reticulum to Golgi vesicle-mediated transport. Lineage: Eukaryota; Fungi; Ascomycota; Dothideomycetes; Pleosporales; Phaeosphaeriaceae. Bases 1 to 1827 code for a protein of 608 amino acids. The record is from RefSeq and is a predicted model, not a curated record. The transcript is spliced from 5 exons.